This is a messenger RNA of Bipolaris sorokiniana ND90Pr, 1845 nucleotides long. RefSeq lists its product as uncharacterized. The transcript has a single exon. The coding region runs from base 282 to 1553 and encodes 423 amino acids. The record is from RefSeq and is a predicted model, not a curated record. Lineage: Eukaryota; Fungi; Ascomycota; Dothideomycetes; Pleosporales; Pleosporaceae.
CGUCUCAACUGCCCUCUCACAAGCAGCUACUACAGCAAACACCAAGACUUCUCUUUCUCCCUUUUGCUUCUUGUUCUAUCCUGCCUGUGGCAGAUCACAUUCUUUACAAUCACUGCGCGCUGCUGAAGAACUAGAUUCGACAAUCUACCGCUCUUCAUAUCAAACCCGCUUCGCUCAGCACAUUUCAGAUACCCAGAAACACAUUCAUUCCGUCGCUCAGCUGGUCUAGCGAUUUCCAACAGAGAAUAGCCUUUUCUCACCUCAUUCUUUCAAACACAAACAUGUUCUCCAAAACCACUCUUCUCAUGGCGCUUGCCGCCAGCGCCUCCGCCCACAUGAGGAUGGCUCAUCCAAAGCCUUAUGGCUUCGCCACCCUCAACAGCUCCCCCCUGGAGCCCGCCGACUUCCCUUGCAAGCAACGUCCUGGUGUAUAUGACAUCACUGAGAUGAACCAGUGGAACGCCGGUGAGACUCAACAGGUCUCUUUCCUGGGCUCUGCUGUUCAUGGCGGCGGUUCGUGCCAGUUCUCCAUUACUACUGACCAACAACCAUCUGAAUCAUCUCAAUGGAAGGUCAUUGAGAGCGUUGUUGGCGGAUGUCCCUCAAAUGCUACUGGCAAUCUUCCUCAAAACCCAGACGGCACUGAGGCUGCCACUUUCCCUGUCAAGAUGCCAGAAAACAUUCCCGAUGGUCAGUACACGUUCGCCUGGACUUGGAUUAACAAGGUCGGCAACCGCGAGUUUUACAUGAACUGCGCACCCAUUCAGGUCGGAAGCGCUACUACUAAGCGUGCCACUGCAAGCGCCGCUGAGGCCCUCGCAUCUCUCCCAGACAUGUUCGUUGCCAAUCUACCCGCAACCGAGUGCAGCACUGCAGAGAAUGAAGACUUUGUCUACCCAGAGCCGGGCAAGAACCUCGUCGAGGGCAACGGUGCUGCACUGGGUGACACCCUGACUGGUUCUGGAUGUGCUAAGAUGGCCAAGAUGGGUGCUGGUAACGGCAAGAUUGGAACCCCCACUCAGCCUGAGGCGUCUCAACCUGCAGGAAACGAGACCCCUGUUGCCAGUUCUCCACUGGCUUCCCUUCCUGCCAACAACGGUGGUAUCUUCGCCCCUGGUGCUUCUCCAGCUCCUACACCCACCCCUACUCCCAUUGUCUCCAAGCCUAUCAGCGCCCCUCAACAACCUGCCGAUAGCACUCCUCAGCAACCCGCCGACAGCACUCCUCAGCCACCUGCCCAAAGUGCUCCUCAGCCACCCACCGAAAGCGCUCCUCAGCCACCUGCCCUCAGCCCUGCCCCAGAGACUCCCGAAAAUGGCACAAACACACCCUCUGGCAAUGGUGACUGCACUCCAUGCGACAACGAUGGUGCAGUCGUCUGCAUUGGCGCCAGCCAGUUCGGUCUCUGCAACCACGGAUGUGUGGUUCCCCAGCCCCUGGCCAACGGCAUGUCUUGCACUGGUGGCGCUAUCGUUGCCUCGGUCAAGAAGCGAUCUCUCCACUUCCCUCGCGCUCAUCUUCACCGCCGCCACGGAGCCUCUCACCUCAUCUAAGCAUCACGGCUCAUGCGCCUACCAGGCGCGCAAGACGUUCCUACAUACCCAAUUCAGCCGUUGGCUACGAAACGCAUCAUUUGGAGUUGGGAAUCACGGAUAGGGACAUAUAUGGUAUGGAUUGGGAGGGCUUUUGGGUCUUGGUGUUCAUAUCUCCAGUCACAUGCAGCAGACACCACUCGGGUCUUGCUCGUGACACUUCUUCUUCUUGUGGUCUACUUUUGUUACGUUCUUUCUUUCAUGCUCAGCUCUUGACCCGGCUGACAUGCCUUGUUUUUUUUUUCUUUAUCGA